AUGUCUGUCAUCCAUUACCCAUCUCAAACAUCGGUAUUGCCAGCCCCAUACACCGGAUCUUCCAUCUUCGAAGACCAGACUCCCCUGCCCGCCUCCAGCCAUGCCGGCUUAUCCCAAACUGCCAUCAUAAUACUCAUUUCAACCAUCCCCAUCGUCUUGUGUUUCGCUAUCGUAUUUGGAAUCGUGCGUGUUGUGCGCAGGCGGAAUAAGCGCAUUUUGCAGGCGAAGCGGCAGGCUGAUAUUGAGAGGCGCCUUAGGGAUAGGGGUGAGGGUCGAGAGAGAAUUGGUGGGAUGGGAAUGCCAGUGCCGAGUAGGAUGGUAGCGAGGUACGAAGGACCGCCUAUACCGAGGGCGGAAAGAGGUGAAGGAGAAGUAAGAGAUGUGGAGUGA
Molecule: messenger RNA, 390 nt
Organism: Parastagonospora nodorum SN15
Lineage: Eukaryota; Fungi; Ascomycota; Dothideomycetes; Pleosporales; Phaeosphaeriaceae
Exons: 1
Coding region: 1-390 (129 amino acids)
Source: RefSeq, a predicted model, not a curated record